This is a messenger RNA of Lacerta agilis (Sand lizard), 2036 nucleotides long. RefSeq names its product proline-rich AKT1 substrate 1-like. The transcript has 5 exons. NCBI's taxonomy places the organism in Eukaryota, Metazoa, Chordata, Lepidosauria, Squamata, Lacertidae. Gene Ontology annotation, cellular component: cytoplasm. The record is from RefSeq and is a predicted model, not a curated record. Bases 16 to 1047 code for a protein of 343 amino acids. Gene Ontology annotation, biological process: negative regulation of protein kinase activity; neurotrophin TRK receptor signaling pathway; negative regulation of TOR signaling.
GCGGGCGCCUCUCUCAUGCCUUGUGAGGGCAGAGGGAGUGGGCGGGGCCUCCGGGGGGGGAGGCGGAGGCGGAGGCGGUUGUUUGGAAGAGGAGGGGGGCCCAUAAGUGUCUUGGGGAGGGUCAAAGGUGAGAGGUCAGGGUUCCGAGUGGUGGCCCCCGAGGGGGGUGGGGAGGCUUCGGCGGAGGAAGAACUGAGAGGCGCUGGCAGGAUGACGAACAUGGCGGAUAACCACAAGGAGAGCUGGGCGGCCCUGGUUGCUGCAGCAGAACAGUACCGGCGUCAGACAGGCAAUGAGAUAGUGCUGCUCACCGCCUUCAGGGCCCCACCCCCUGGUGGCUUCAGCUACGCACAGCAUGGAAGUGGGGCUCUGGCUGAUGCCGUUCAACGCUACCUCGAAGAUAUCGCGGUGGUUCAUAAGACCACCGCCUUUACCUAUGCUGCCCGUCCUCCUUCUGCCCCUCGCCCAGGUCCCACCAACGGGUCUUACUCCAGGAGCUGCCCCUCUACCAAUGCCUCAGAUGAGCCUGCCCCACACAGGACACCUACCCCCCAGGGGCCCUUGCCCCAGGCCUCUGGAGGCCAGGAGCCUGAAGAGGAAGACGAUGAAGGAGACAGGAAUACAUUGACAGAAUUGGAGCAGCCAGGUGGGAGAGAGCAACCCAGUGACACCACUGGUUUGUUUGUGAUGGACGAGGAUUCUCCAAGCCAGGAAUAUGAGCCUUUCUUCGACUCUGAUCUGGAGAGCACUGACGAUGGGAGUCUAAGUGAGGAGGCUCCUGGCCAGACAGCCCCUCCACCCCUCAGCCAUCAGUAUGCCAAGUCCCUGCCUGUCUCAGUGCCUAUCUGGGGCUUCAAGGAGCAACGGCAAGAGAUGCGAUCCUCUGAUGAAGAGAACAGCAAGCAUUCGUCCCCCGACCUGGAGAAAAUUGCCGCCAGCAUGCGAGCUCUGGUGCUGAGGGUGUCAGAUGGCACAGAGAUGUUUGGGGACCUGCCUCGGCCGCGUCUCAACACGAGCGACUUCCAGAAGCUACAACGGAAAUACUAAUGGAUUUGGUGGCCCUUUGUCUUGCCCCUUCCUCAGUUUGUGCCCUUUUAUUUCUCCCCCCCCCCCAUCCAAAUCGGUGGACAGGGUUGGAAGCUCCCCUCAAGCCAUACAGCUCGAAUCCCCCCCCCUUUUCCCUCCCUACCCUUCCGGAGCUCCCACAAGCUUUAAAUUAAAGUGAUGACCUCAAUCUCUACACUACAGCUGGCGUGGAGGGUCCAAUUGCCUCCCGUUCUCUCCACGCCAUAAAUUCUGUCCCACUUUCCCCUUCUAUCCUAUCUAAUUGAGGAAAUACAGUUGUUUUUUUCUGAGCGGGGUCCCUGACACAUAGAAGAGGGAAAUGGAACACUGCGGACGGAUACUGACAACAAAUACACCCCCAUAUCUGUUCUUGCCACCACCAUCAACCCUUCCAAUCUACCCCAGCAUCUGGCUGCGGUGGGUUCCCUUGGUCAGUUCCCUGAGGCCCCCCCCCUUUUUGCUUUCUUCCUCCCAAAAUAAGUGUCUUAAAAUAUCCUUUGCACAUAAGCUGGGUUUGUCUAUACACUUGACCUAACUGACCCUUUGUAGAGCAGGGCAGCAAUGGUGGGGGAAGGAAUCCUGUCGUUUUGUGCUCGCCCCACCUCCCCCACUCCCCAUGCAUAGCUCUCUCCCAAUUUCCAGGAGCGGUACUUCAGGGUCCUUUUUUCCCUCUUGGGGGGAGGGGUGGUGCAAAGGUGGGGCUACUCUCACGGCAGGCGGGAUGUAAAAGCGGCUCUAGGAGUCACCUACACCCCUCCGUUUAUCUCCCACCCACCCACCCCCUCGCUGCCCCAGCAUAAUACUUUUGUAUCAGAUUUUUCAAGGGCGCUUUGUUGCCCUGGCCCUCUAUUUUUGUCCAAAGAUGAUUGGUGAAUUUGGAAGGGAGAGGAUGUAUUUUUCCCCCUCCUUCCUGCAAACCUACAAGCCAAUAUUAAGAAUAAUAAUUAAAAAAAGCUGUCUUUUACCAACUC